AUGUUCUCGUAUGCACUUCGAUUGGUUGGAUACCUCUGUGACAAUCGCCUUGUCCACACACAUAACACUGUACUGGACAUACACCUUUAUAAUCUUCUCGAACCUGAUCUGUUCGAGCCUGAUCUGUUUGGUCCUGCUCUACUCGAACUUGAUCUGUUUGGGCCUGAUCUGCUCGAACCUGAUCGGUUCGGGCCUGAUCCGUUCGGGCCUGCUACGUUAGGUCCUGCUUUGCACGAGCCUGAUCUGCUCGGACCUGAUCUUCUCGAACCUGAUCUGUUCGAGCCUGAUCUGUUUGGUCCUGCUCUACUCGGACUUGAUCUGUUUGGGCCUGAUCUGCUCGAACCUGAUCGGUUCGGGCCUGAUCCGUUCGGGCCUGCUGCGUUAGGUCCUGCUUUGCACGAGCCUGAUCUGCUCGGACCUGAUCUUCUCGAACCUGAUCUGUUCGAGCCUGAUCUGUUUGGUCCUGCUCUACUCGGACUUGAUCUGUUUGGGCCUGAUCUGCUCGAACCUGAUCGGUUCGGGCCUGAUCCGUUCGGGCCUGCUACGUUAGGUCCUGCUUUGCACGAGCCUGAUCUGCUCGCUGAUCUUCGACCUGAUCUUCUCGAACCUGAUCUGUUCGAGCCUGAUCUGUUUGGUCCUGCUCUACUCGGACUUGAUCUGUUUGGGCCUGAUCUGCUCGAACUUGAUCGGUUCGGGCCUGAUCCGUUCGGGCCUGCUGCGUUAGGGCCUGCUUUGCACGAGCCUGAUCUGCUCGGACCUGAUCUGCUCGAACCUGAUCUGUUCGAGCCUGAUCUGUUUGGGCCUGCUCUACUCGGACCUGAUCUGUUUGGGCCUGAUCUGCUCGAACCUGAUCGGUUCGGGCCUGAUCCGUUCGGGCCUGCUGCGUUAGGUCCUGCUUUGCACGAGCCUGAUCUGCUCGGACCUGAUCUUCUCGAACCUGAUCUGUUCGAGCCUGAUCUGUUUGGUCCUGCUCUACUCGAACUUGAUCUGUUUGGGCCUGAUCUGCUCGAGCUUGAUCUGUUCGGGACUGAUCCGUUCGGGCCUGGUCUGUUCGGGCCUAAUCUGCUCGGGUCUGGUGUGCUCCGAUAUGUUGUGCUCGGGCCUGAUCUGCACGGGCCUGGUCCGCUCGGACCUUCUCUUCUCGCGCCUAACCUGUUCGAACCUGAUCCGUUUGGUCUUGCUCUACUCGAGUCUGAUACGUUCGGGCCUAAAAUGCUCGGGUCUGAUGUGGUCGAGCCUGAUAAUAAUAAAUAA
Molecule: messenger RNA, 1254 nt
Organism: Monosiga brevicollis MX1
Lineage: Eukaryota; Choanoflagellata; Craspedida; Salpingoecidae
Exons: 1
Coding region: 1-1254 (417 amino acids)
Source: RefSeq, a predicted model, not a curated record